AUGAACGGCGAGGAGGAAAGGCAGCCCAGUAACAUGUUGGAACAAAGUAACCCAGAGGGGUACCACCAUCAUCCGAUGCGAAGACCCAAUGAAACCCAUUUUAACGCAGCCGAGAGGGGGCCUCCAAACGUCCCCUGUGAAAGGAGAGCAGCACCCCUGCCAACAUAUUACCAGUACCAAAAUGACCAGGUGUACCUCAGGCAAGAAACCUCGCUUGCUAAAUGCAGCAAUUAUCAUCAGGAUUCUUUUGGAGAUGAACAAUCGUGGGGUACGCACCCAAUAAAAAAGACGCAAAAUGAGCACCUCGGGGGGGGGCACUCAUGCAGUAAUAAUGGCAUAGGAGAAUUACUCUAUAGAGAUGCCCCCAAUGGAGCCAUUUUUAACAGCUUCGUGAGGGUCCCGCUGAACGUGGAUCAAGUCGGAAUGAGCAGAAUGCUUCCACAUGGUAGCAGCAUGCACGUGAACAAUUGGAUAUAUCACCCUAAUCAUGGCAGACAACAUAUGGUUCGGGGGGACCAUCACUCUUAUGCAGGCAUGGCUGUGUCUGUUGCUUCUUCCUCCGCUGCUAACUCAUCUGGAGGCUUCCCCACGGGGUAUGACCCGCGAGCGCUUGCUAGUGCGCCCUCGUCCGUGGGAUUCCACCAUGGGGGUGCCGCCCAGCAGGGGUAUGCAGCCCAGAACGGGUAUGCCGCCCAGAAGGGGUACCCCCCCCGUGUUGACAACCCAAACGGCGCCCGAGACAGCUACUGCGCCUUGCCAGGGAACAACCCCUAUGGGGCGGAACCGUUCCCAGAUUAUAAUGACAGGCGUAGAGAGAGCUUUGGUCAGCGGGGAGGUAACAGUGGGGGGGAGCACCCUAUGCAGGAGGCAGUAAACAGGCAGAGGCAUCAACCCAGUGGAAGUGGUGUGCUGGGCCAAAAUGGAGAAUUGCAAUAUAGGACCUUCGCUGAGGAGAGUGAUUCCCCCUAUGCAGUGAGUAUGCACCAGGGGGACGAACGCGGUGACUGCGGUAACUAUGGCGACUCCAACCACCGAAAUCGUUUCGUUGAUAAUCGCCUGAUUCGUAACCGCUUCGCUGGUAAUCGCUUCGUUGCUAAUCCCUCCUCCGCGAACCGUUUCGUUGGCAAUCGCUCCGGUGCUAACCGCUUCCAGAGGGCCCUCCCAGCAGCAGCCAGUGAAGGGAAGGGCCAAGUAGCAGACCGCCGAGUAGCAACCCGGCAAGGGAAAACCCCCCCAGAAAUGGCCCUCCCCGGGGGAGUCAAACCCAAGAGAGAGAAGAAAAUCCUCCUGACCGAGGACAGCCAAAAGAGCGCCCAGAGGAACAUACAGAAGCUCUCCAUUUAUAACUCCAGAAAUGAAAUCCUAAAAAUGAUAGAACAGAAUGACAUCACGUUCAUUCAAGGGGAGACAGGCUCGGGAAAGUCAACAUGUGUGCCCAAGUUCCUGCUGGAAGAGCAUCUCAAAGAAGGGAAAGAGAAAAUAAACAUCAUUGUAACUGAACCGAGAAGAAUCGCUUGCAUCUCCUUAGCUAGGAUUCUCUCCGAACUGAUCAGCGAUAAGCUAGGCAACACAGUAGGUUAUAGAAUCGCAGGGGAGGCAGUCUAUGACAGCGAGAAAACAUUAGUAACGUAUAUAACUAUCGGUUUUCUUUUUAAGCUGUUUCUUCAUCAUCGAAAUAUGUAUAGGAAAUUCACACACAUAAUCAUCGAUGAGAUUCACGACCGGAGCAUUCUCCUUGACAUCGUGCUGCUUUUCAUUAAGGUAUACCUACACAGUAGGAGGAAGGAUGAACCGAUUUUCAAACUAGUCAUAAUGUCCGCGACGAUGCAGAGCAAGCUAUUCUACUCAUACUUCGAACAUGAGAGCAUCUCCAUGGGAUCGAUUUUCAUAGGCACCAAGAUUUACAGUAUUGACACAUUUUACAUAGAGGAUAUAAUGCGGUACGCGCACGGAGGUGGCCUCGAGGAGGAGAAUGAGAGCGACGGGGAAGGGGGCCAACCUAGCGAAGUGUGUAUGGAGUCAGGAACGGACGUUCCAUCAAGCGGCUGGCUAACCCCGUCCCUUGGGCGCCCACCCAGGUGCGAAAAGGUAAUCGAAUUCAUCCUGCGCCAGAAGAACCGCAGGAAGCUGCACCUCUCCGGGGGCGCAGAAGCACUGCUCCAGAGAAUAAAGAACGAAUACGACAAGAGCAUAAAUCUGUUUAACUCCAAAAAGGAGAGGGGUGAGACGAACAAAGACAUCGACGUGGAGCAAAUUAUACCAGCCAACGUCUUUUCGAACAUCUCGGGGCUGUGUCUGGAGCUAGUGCACAACCUGUGCCUUCUCGGAGACAGCGUCCUGAUUUUCCUCUCCGGAAUGCAGGACAUAACAGACAUGUACCAUCAGCUCUGCAUCAUUAUCAACAACAAUGCGAAGAAGCACCAAGUGAGGUUCCACAUCCAUAUACUCCACAGCUGCCUCUACGACAACACCAUUCAUAAGUUACACGAAAGCGACAGGGACGGUAUUAACAUUUUUCUCUCUUCGAACAUCGCGGAGAGUUCCAUUACCAUCCCAAAUGUCCGACUAGUCAUCGACUUCUGCAUACAGAAGAAUAUUGAAUACAAUUCGGAGAGGAAAGCACACAUCUUAGUAAAGAAAUGGAUUAAUAAGUCAUCCAUGGAGCAGAGGAAGGGAAGAUGUGGGAGGACAUGCCAUGGGAUAUGCAUCCGGAUGAUCAGCAAACAUUUUUUGAAUCUCCUGAGAGAUCACAAAGUGAGCGAGAUUUACACCCACAGUUUGCACCUCCUCUAUCUAUACAUUUUAAAGAGCAUGUCCGUGUUGAGUCAGCUGAUAAGAGGGCCCAACAAAGCGAGUGUCACGGAGACUACACCUGAUGGGUCUGCCACCCGAGUUGAUGCUUUGCCGCAUAACAAGCUAAGCAUGUAUGAUGUGCUCAGCAUGAUCAUCGAGCAGCCAUCCAGGGAAAAGAUACGGAGCACGCGACACGAGCUAGAAAGAAUGAAGGCUGUGAUUAAGAUCAAGGGCAAGUUAGUCAUUUCCAUCAUUGGACAGAUAAUGAUCCGCUAUAACAUGAGCAUAAAUCUGUGCCGACUUCUCCUCUUCGGGGUUCUAAUGAACGUAACAUUCGAUGCGAUCAUUAUAACCGCCAUCAUCAGCACAAACGAUAUAUUUCCAUCUUUCAAUCUGUAUACAUCGAAGAGUGUCUACGCGUAUGGCGUGUCCCUGGAAAUGUCCCUGAAGCAGAAACAGUACUUUGAUGGACGAACCUAUUCUGAACCGAUUAUGCUCCGCCACGUGUUCAUCGAAUGGCUAUGUCUAUUUUGUCUAUACGUCCAAGAUCUAAAAAAUCAGAGCAAGUUUGUAAGAUCUCACUUGAGGAGCUACUACGUUACCACGUGUACACUAAUGAGCAAGCGAAACAACAUCAAUGCGAAGAAGCUUCUCUGUGUCAUAAGCACAGUUAACACUCUGUGCAAGCGAUUGUUAAAGAUCCUCUGGACAGGCAGCAAUGCGUACAGGUCGGCGGUGUACCUUUUGAAUCUCAUCAAGGGGGAAGUGCCUCCCACGUGUUUGAACACCGGAUUACAACAUAAUGGAGGGGAAGCCACUCCUCGUGAUGAUCCCACGGAGGAACCCCUAACCGCCAAGAACGUCUUCCGCAUCGUCACCAGAUACUCAUGUUACGACCCUUCCAAUGAAAACCUUUAUUUGAAGUUUCUCUUUUGUCUUUCCUUCACCCCCCUGUUUAUCCAUGGAUCUCCACUUUUACCUAUCCAGAGUGAAACUGAAAAGAAGGGCAAGGGGAAGAAGCUCCUCGCCCUACUAAACUAUAUCACUCAACAAAAAUUGAAUGUAAAAAAUUGCAUAUACUUUAGGGGGCCCUACUACCACGAUCUGAGCGUUUUAAGGAAAGCCCUCUUGAUCAUGUGUCCCUAUUUAUCCUUCGACUUGCUUCAGACGAUGAACUUUUACAUCAUCCACUUUUCUGACAAGGGGGGUGUGAACAAGUACUUAAAUGAGUCUCUUCCCCGUCAUGCGGUGUUGUGCUGCGGCUGCUCUUCCUCCGGGUGCUCCUGCUGCUUCUCCCCCCCUGCUGUCACCGACGGGGCAGACACGCCGCUUAACCAACGCAGCGCUCGAGGCAACUAUGGCGUGCUAGUUGGGCCUGAAGUUAGAAAAGUCCUUUCAAACAGGACAAACGCGAUGCUGUAUGAUGGAACAAUGGAGAAAAUAAAAAGGGACCUUCUUCACAUGUAUGGAAACGACACAGAGAAGAACAUUCUGCUAAACUUUCACCACAACAUCAUUAGCCUGGUGCAGCCCGUUCAAGCCAUAGUCCCCGUACAUGUGAAUCAGAAAGAUGAAAUUAACAGCGCGUCUCUCUGUACCCACCUCAUUAACAUGUUUUCGAGCGGUCGUAGUUGCUUCAGCAUUCCCCUGUGGAGGGGAGCCUCUCAUCGCGGUCCUCAUCAGCGGUCCGGUUCUUCUCGCAUCAGUAACUAUUUUAACCACCAGUACGAGAUGAACAAUCCAAAGCAUCUCUUCCUCGUGAAGUGGACCCUGCUGAACACGGACAAUUACAAGGUCAGCAAACGGGAGAAGGCGGAAAGGGAGGUGCGGCGCGCGGAGCUCCAAGCCAAGAAGUGGGGGCAAAAUAGCGGACAAGUGACAGAAAAAAACGAAGGCGAUAUCGUGGGUUGCACCAAUUUCCAUGCGAACCUGUGCGAGGAGGAGGAAGAUGGGGAGGAGAACAAGGGUGAAUCGGAGAAGGAUGAGUGUGAAGCCGCUGCCAACUUCGCCAACCAGAACGGUGACAACUCAGAAGAGAAGAAGGGAGAAGCUGCUUUAGCUGUCUCCAAUUCCACUUCCAAUUGCUCUGACCUGAGCAACAAAGGUAAACGGAAAAAAAUGAAGUGCAAUUUGAGUUUUAGAUCCAUCCUUGGCUUCCUGUCCCUGUGCCCAUUUGAUUACGAUGCACAAAAGGGGAUAUACAAAAGACAGACACAAGACAUCUUUGCAGUCUGCUCAAGUAUCGAUUACAGCUGCACCAAUGACACAUACACGUGGGUCAAUUACGCCACCGUUAUUCCAAACAGAUAUUUUCUAACCUUCUUUCUGUCGUCUUUACCAUACCAUGAUAACGUUAUCCUAAAUACUAGAACAAAUCUGAGAGGGAUCGACAUUCUUUCUGUGAAGAUCUUCGAUUCGAAAGAGAUAAUCAUUCUUGACGUGAGGAAGAAGAGGUCCAAGGGGGGUGACGCGACGACUGUUGAGGGGGACAAUAGAGAAGUGCCAUCGGAAGCGACAAGCGAAGGUGCCUCCCCAAGCGCAUUCUCCAUAAACAAAUACGACUUGCUGCGAAUCAAUUACUUGCGUUACUGCUUAUCCACUUUUUUGUUUUUUCUCACGUGGGUGUAUAAUAACCGGGAUGAGGAGCAGUACCGUAUGGAGGCCAGCCCCCUGGGGGGGAAGCGGCAAACUGGCAGCACUGGUGAUGGUGGCAGUGAUGAUGGCAGGGAUGCUGACAAGGAUGAUAGCGGUGAUACCGGAAGAAAGGCGCACCCCGACGUGACAGACGAGGUAAACGAGCCGGACGAAUACUUCAGCGAAGACGACGCAGUGAGCGACGUUGAGGAAAAUCGCGUCCUUAGGGAAAGCAGCUACAUCGGCAGAGUCAUACGAAACCUAAUUGAAGAAAAUAAUCGGGAGGGAAUAAACUACGACAUGUACGCAGUGGGACGCGAUGGCAGCGAUGGCCUUGGUGACAGCGAUGGCCUUGGUGACAGCGAUGGCCUUGGUGACAGCGAUGGCCUUGGUGACAGCGAUGGCCUUGGUGACUGCGAUGACCGUGGUGAGAGCGCUGCGCUGCCCAGCGGACGGGGAAGACGAGCACAAUUCAACCUAAGCUUCCUGCGUGCAAGUGAAGAUUUAGUAACCUUAGACGCAGCAUGGAAUGACGGCAAAGGGGCACAUCUCCUAAACACGUAUGACCACCUGCACCGUUACCUAAUCGCCCCAAAUGAUGCAUCAUUGUCUAACGGUUCGCCUCGGGAGAAAUCUCUCACCAGCUUAUCCUUAGUGAAGAAGUGCCACCUGAACAAUAACUUGUCCCUUGAGAUUUUGCAGUCCAUGAAUGCCUAUGCGAAGGGCUACACGUCGGAAGAGUUUCUCUUUUUUAAUCCGAUCAACUUGGGGCCAAUGGAAGAUUUGAAUUACCGCCUGCGGAGCAUGUACUACGAGGAGUGCGCUCCGGAAGGGCGUCCCUAA
This is a messenger RNA of Plasmodium inui San Antonio 1, 6270 nucleotides long. RefSeq lists its product as hypothetical. The transcript has a single exon. Gene Ontology annotation, molecular function: ATP binding; RNA binding. Gene Ontology annotation, cellular component: nucleus; intracellular anatomical structure. The coding region runs from base 1 to 6270 and encodes 2089 amino acids. NCBI's taxonomy places the organism in Eukaryota, Apicomplexa, Aconoidasida, Haemosporida, Plasmodiidae. The record is from RefSeq and is a predicted model, not a curated record.